AUGCUAGGAAAUAAAAAUAAUUUAACAUACGAAGAGAGAUAUAAUAGCGAUUAAAAAAUACAACAAAAUAUUGUUAUCCUUUAUUUGAUAUCCGUCUUUACUUAUUCACUAGCAAUUGUAUUGCUUUCCUAUUCGCAAUAUAUCAAUUUUAAUUCCAACCUCCCCUCAGACUUUGGAUUACUAAUUUACAAUUGGGAACAAUAUCCUAUCAAGUCGAUAAGGAUUGCAGAAGAAACCGAUCUAAACAAAGUUACUGCUACAUUUGAAAAUCAAAAAAUUCAAACAUAUAGAAUUGACAACGAAAAUUUUGCAUUGACUAUUGAAAAGUUAGAUACCUUCACCUUUGUUAACAACUAUACACUUGAUUCAGAUUGUGAAUAGGAAUAUCAAUUAUGCGGAGGUGUUGAACUGAAUUCCAAAUAUUGCAUAAACAUAAAUUAAAUUACCUCUGCUUUCGAAUGCCCUUUUAAUGAUAUCCUAAUUCAAUAGAACUUCACUAAUGGCUAUCUCAAAAACUAGAGUGUUAGUCUAUAAAACUUUACGAAUUAUUUCUAUGAAACAAAAUUGCAAUUGCGCUAAGGAUCUGUAAAUAAAACCAUUAUGGUGUUGUCCUCCGUUUAAUCGAGGCAACCUAUAACCAAUUUCAGAUUUGGAUUUAAUGGAAAAGUUUGCAAAGAUUCAGCUGAAUUUCAAGUAUGCUCAGAAGACUUAUUGAACUACAAGGAAAUUUCAAAAAUGAAGGCUUCAGAAGUACUCGAUCUCAAUGCAAUCACCAAUGCUAAUAACAUUACAAUCAAUGAUACUAUUGGAUUGUACGCUGAAAGAUAUAUUGAAUUUAAUAUGGACUGCAGAUACACUCUCAUUGAAAGAGUCUUGGAAAGCCCUGGUUACUAUAAGGAUUUGGGCUACAUAUUGUACAUUCAAACACUUUUUACUUUGGUAUAUUGCAUAUUUAUCGGAAUAAUCCUAAACUUAUUACACUUUUUCAUGCUCUCUGAUUUCACCUUUAUUCUGGUUCUGCCCAUAAUGAACCAGCAGCAAAGCAAAAUCAUUAGAAGAAUAGUAUAUGCUAUUAGAAUUAUUUCCUUCUUAUCUUAUGGCACUAUCAUUUGUCUGUUGUACUUCUAUGAGGCUCAAUUUCAUGAUACCAUUAAUAGAAUUGUGAAAAGUCGUUGCUUAGAGGAGGAUUUCUUAUAUAUAAUGAGUGACACAUUAGAUGAGAUUGAUAAAUUUAGAUCAAAUUAGAUUGCAAUCUUUUGGAUAUUUAUAGUCAGCUUGAUUUUAGAAGUGUUCGCCUGUUUUGUCAUAGUCUAUAGAGGAGCUAAUGUUAAGAAAAAGAACUUACUAUAAAAAUAAUAUGAACAUGAAUUAGAGAUUAAGCAUGAUGAUUAACAAUAUUUCUUUAAGACUGAGUAGAAAUAACAAUAGAAUAGAGUUUUACCUAGACAAUCCUUUACUCCAAAUGAUAAGUAAGCAAUCAGAUAAUCAAUGAUAUCUGAGAAUUCCUCAUCAAGAAGGAACAAAAAUAAUAACAUGUUAGCUGACAUUAAUGAAUAGGAUGAGUUUUAGAAUCCAAGAGAGUCAAUCAAACCUGUAUUUUAACAUAACUAUUCUCCUCACAAUACCAUGCAGUCUCCAAACAACUAUUAAGGAUAAAAAAUUUAGUUUAACUCAUGA
Molecule: messenger RNA, 1677 nt
Organism: Paramecium tetraurelia
Lineage: Eukaryota; Ciliophora; Oligohymenophorea; Peniculida; Parameciidae
Exons: 3
Source: RefSeq, a predicted model, not a curated record